UCUCGGCGUGUAUUUUGCUUGCGGGCGCCGUCAUGAACCCCGAGAGCUUCGCGGCGGGCGAGCGGCGAGUUUCGCCGGCUUACGUGAGGCAGGGCUGCGAGGCUCGGCGUGCCCACGAGCACCUCAUCCAGCAGCUUCUAGAGCAGGGCAAGUGUCCAGAGGAUGGCUGGGAUGACAGUACACUUGAACUCUUUCUGCAUGAGCUUGCAAUCAUGGAUAGCAACAAUUUCUUGGGUAAUUGUGGUGUGGGAGAAAGGGAAGGGAGAGUGGCCUCUGUUUUGGUUGCUCGUCGCCAUUACAGGUUCAUCCAUGGAAUUGGACGAUCUGGUGAUAUUUCUGCUGUGCAACCAAAAGCUGCAGGCUCUAGCCUCUUGAACAAAAUUACCAAUUCUUUGGUGCUUAAUGUCAUAAAGCUGGCCGGUGUUCAUUCAGUGGCCAAUUGCUUUGUAGUUCCUAUGGCAACCGGCAUGAGUCUAACCUUGUGUUUCUUAACAUUACGACACAAAAGACCAAAGGCGAAGUACAUCAUAUGGCCACGGAUAGACCAGAAGUCCUGCUUUAAGUCCAUGGUCACUGCAGGUUUUGAACCAGUCGUGAUAGAAAAUGUUUUGGAAGGCGACGAGCUGCGCACUGACCUGAAUGCAGUGGAGGCUAAAGUCCAGGAACUCGGGCCUGAUCAUAUUCUGUGCAUUCAUUCUACUACAUCCUGCUUUGCUCCAAGGGUGCCUGAUAGAUUAGAAGAACUGGCUGUGAUUUGUGCUAAGUAUGACAUUCCGCAUGUAGUCAACAACGCUUAUGGAUUACAGUCUUCCAAGUGCAUGCAUCUCAUUCAGCAGGGGGCUCGGGUUGGUAGAAUCGACGUUUUCGUUCAGAGCUUGGACAAAAAUUUUAUGGUUCCAGUAGGUGGUGCUAUAAUUGCUGGCUUUAAUGAUUCCUUCAUUCAGGAAAUCAGCAAGAUGUAUCCAGGGAGAGCGUCGGCUUCGCCGUCCUUAGACGUCCUCAUCACCUUGUUGUCACUUGGCUGCAGUGGCUACAAGAAGCUGUUAAAGGAAAGAAAGGAAAUGUUUGUAUAUUUGUCCACCCAACUGAAGAAAUUGGCAGAGACCUAUGAUGAAAGACUGCUGCAGACACCUCACAACCCUAUAUCUUUAGCUAUGACACUUAGGACACUAGAUGGACACCAUGACAAAGCUGUCACUCAACUUGGCUCAAUGCUUUUUACCAGACAAGUUUCUGGAGCCAGGGCUGUGCCUCUUGGGUCUGUGCAGACUGUGAGUGGCCAUACUUUCCAAGGCUUCAUGUCCCACACAGAUAAUUACCCUUGUGCUUACCUCAAUGCGGCGGCAGCCAUCGGGAUGAAGACACAGGAUGUGGACUCGUUCAUAAAGAGACUUGAGAAGUGCUUAAACACAAUAAGAAAAGAACAAAAAAAAGCAAGUGUUGUGUCUGGAGUUGACGAUUGUAACAGAGCUGGAGAUGUGGACAUUGAGGAAAUGGCUUUGAAAUUAGAUAGUGUGCUUGGUGACAAGGACCAACGACCUUCUUCAUGACACAGGUUUUGUUUUGUUUUUGUUUUUGUUUUUUUUGCUACAGUUUAUACAAGCACUUUAAAGGAUAUAUGUCAAAUUUUUGAAUUAAGAAUUUAUAGUGAAUGUUCCGUCCAGGAAGAGACUGGUCUGACGGUAGCCAUUGGUGAUUGCUGUUUUUUUAUCCUUAGAAUACCUCAGUCCUUAUGAUUCUUAACAGGUUAUAACAUGCAGUUGCAGUUAAUCUUUUCUGGUGGUUAUAUUACUUAAGCAACACAAUUCAGAUGAUUCUUACUAAUACAAACUGGAAAGUUACAUGUAAUUCUCAUUGAAAUACAGAGUGCUCUUUCUUAGCCAUUUUCCAGCAUUCAAAGAUUUCUUUUUUUUUCCUGAUCAUACAGAAUUGAGAAGGAUAUUUCUAGUGCUGCUAAAUACUAGGUGUUUGUUUAGCUGUCUCUAGGCCUAUAAAGGGAGUCCUUAAGGAAGCAGAGCCAAGACAUAAGCUUAAUGUAAACGUAAGGACAGUUGUUCUCACCCAGACUGGCUUGAUUAUACACAAGCAAUAUGGAAAGACCCCAAGUGGAUGCCAGUGACCCUAAAUGGUAGAAGUCAAAGGUUCUGCUCAACAUCUUACCUACUGCCGAACACAUGGUUUCCACAGAAGAAUUCUCCAAAUGUCAGUAGUGAUGUGGGUCAAGGAAGUGAGCCCCUCAGCCAAGUUGCUCUAUGAAGCAGCUUGGUCAUGUGCUGCCUCAUGGCAUUGCUGUUUGUGGUGGGCUGCAUAGAAGUCAGUAGUCCCAUGAAAUACAGUGCCUAGCGAUGUGAUGGCUCUCUAGGUUCAUUAAGUAAUGUAUCAUGCUGUUCACAGAUGUAUGAAAUCAGCUAAUUAUACAUUUUUUAGACCAUAGCUGAGUGAAAUGUGACUGCAUAUCAAAAAAAAAGAUAGCUCUGUGAAUGUUACCAAUUCUACUGCAUAGAGACUCUUGGGUAACAACCAGAAUCACUAGUUCUAAAUAAGUUGUUAUAAAUUGUUUUAUAUAAUACCUGCUCAUUUGUCCAUUUGGGCAACUGAAAACUAUUCCCCAACUGUCUUGACUUUAAGCAGCCUUUGUGAACUGACUGGUUCACUCAGGGAUUGUGCACAGCCAUCAUCAGGACUAGCUCAUAUGCCUGGCUUUGAAUAUGUUCUUGCUUAGGAGGUCAGAAUUAUACAGUACAGCAAACCUAUGUUUUAUAUAUAGGCAGAAAGAGAAUAUAUAGGUUUGUAGUACCGUGUGUGUGUGUGUGUCUGAAAUUCCAGGUCCAAUAGCUCUCUAACAGUGAUUUUUGUUAAUUUAAAACAGACAGACAGACUGGGGAAUUAGUGAAGCCUUUUGAAGACACCACCAUGCCAAAGUUGUAUUUCUCAGACCGGCUCUGUGGAGUGUCAUUCCACCCAAGACACAUGGGCAAAGCCGUCCAUGGAGAAACAAUUUAGGGGAAUGCCUUUGUAAAUUUGAUCAGUGUAUUAACUGCUGCAAGAGGGUUCCUUUAGUAAAGGUUGGCCUGCAUUUCCAAAGGGGAGCCAGUUCUCUGAAGUGAAACACUCAUUGCUGUCUCUUCAAUCAUACUCUUCCAACACAAUGGGCCAAAUGCAUUGACCUCUGGAUUCUAUUGCUUGUAUUAGUUGGCUGUGUGUGAAAAGGGGUCUUUCUUGUGCGCUGUCUUAGAGGGUUUAUAAAGGUGAGUUCAGCCAGAUGCUGAGUGUGUAAAUUGGGCUAUGUGAGCCACUGAUGAAGUCAAGGCUGACUGGCUGGCUGGAGAUAAAGAACUCACUUGCGGAUGUCUAGGUGAUUCCUAAGUAUAUUCUACACUCUGUGGACCAGACACUGAAAUGGCUCUUAAGUAGCUACAGUAACUCAUUACUUGGGAGCAGAUCCUGGAUUGAAAAGGUAUGUGCUCUUUUCUUGGUGGAUUCGGGACUACACUGUAGAUCUGAUGAAGCUACAGAGCCCAGUCUUCAGGAGCCAUUGAGGGUCAGAUGAUGCUGCCGACGGAAAUGCUGGCAGUGCAGCUUCCUACGCAUCAGGCCAAAAUGGUUUUCUAGAGCAACCGAUCUAUAUGGUGUGAUCAUCAUUUUGCUUAAGAAAGGCAAGAGUCCAGAGACCGAAGAUGCUUCCUCAUCUGCCGAGUAUCAGCAAUUCUUGGGCUUCAGCUGCUGAAUGGAUAAUAAUUCUAAUUGAAGAUAAAUUACAUGAGCUCACAUGUGAAUGAUAGAUAUGGUAUAACAGUUAUUCCUGGUGCAUAAAAUCUGCUGCAGUUCUGGUUUUUAACCCUUUCCUUUUUAAGUAGUUUUAAAUUCCAGCUCUGUUCCUCCUGGCUCCAAGCUGGACCCUAAAGUCACAGAACUCAGUUUUAUGAAAGAAUAAAACAGUUAUUUGCCA
Onychomys torridus (southern grasshopper mouse) is the source of this 3949-nucleotide messenger RNA. RefSeq names its product Sep (O-phosphoserine) tRNA:Sec (selenocysteine) tRNA synthase (gene Sepsecs). The record is from RefSeq and is a predicted model, not a curated record. Gene Ontology annotation, molecular function: tRNA binding; O-phosphoseryl-tRNA(Sec) selenium transferase activity. Lineage: Eukaryota; Metazoa; Chordata; Mammalia; Rodentia; Cricetidae. The transcript is spliced from 11 exons. Gene Ontology annotation, biological process: conversion of seryl-tRNAsec to selenocys-tRNAsec; selenocysteine incorporation. Bases 33 to 1550 code for a protein of 505 amino acids.